Messenger RNA from Liolophura sinensis, 1498 nucleotides. RefSeq lists its product as uncharacterized. The record is from RefSeq and is a predicted model, not a curated record. The transcript is spliced from 6 exons. Bases 1 to 1371 code for a protein of 456 amino acids. NCBI's taxonomy places the organism in Eukaryota, Metazoa, Mollusca, Polyplacophora, Chitonida, Chitonidae.
AUGUCUGACUACCGAGGCAGGUAUCACACUGUCUUCGUUGCUCCACCAGUCAUGUUUGACCACGGAGUCAGCUGUCACUCUGUCCUCGGUGCUUCACCAAUCAUGUGUGACCACGGAGUCAGCUGCCACUCUGUCCUGGGUGCUUCACCAAUCAUGUGUGACCACGGAGUCAGCUGCCACUCUGUCCUCGGUGCUUCACUAAUCAUGUGUGACCACGGAGUCAGCUGUCACUCUGUCCUCGGUGCGUCAUCAGUCAUGUAUGACCAUGGAGUCAGCUAUCACUCUGUCCUCGGUGCUUCACCAAUCAUGUGUGACCACGGAGUCAGCUGUCACUCUGUCCUCGCCACCAGGUGCCUGACAAUGCCCAAGCGGAAAUCUGCAGCCCCCAAGGGACGGAAAUCUCGGUCUGCUAAACACAGUCAAACAGAACCCAAUGUCAAGAUACCCGAAGAUGUGCCGUCUUCCAGCACAGAAAAUGGUGUCAUCGUUGAAACCGUGGGAAAAAUGGAUAGCACCCCACAUUGCUGUCCUUCCCAUGUGAACACGAUCAACUCAAGACAGAGCAAUCCAAAAUUCCCCUGCAAAGUUUAUUCUCAGGUGGCGUCAGAGGCUCAAGGGAGUUCGGAAGAAACAAGGACUGGCUUCAUGAUACCCGAUAUACCCGAUACGUCGUCUUCAAAUACUAAUGAAGAGAACCUAAAACAGAAGAUGGCGAAGUCCGAAACUGUAACCCCCAAACAAUUCACUGAAGCACCGGCGUCUGUAGCAGAAAUAACACAUGUACAUGUCACAAAGCCGGACCUCAUAUUCACGGACGCAUACACAUACAAACGACGAGCUUGUAUCACUAACAAUGGCACCAAGAUAGACAUAAACGACAUGUCCCUGAUUGGCAACUUUACUUCCCGAACAAAUGGCCGUUUCCAGACGGGCAGACAGUAUUGGGAAAUGAAAAUAUCCGUCCCACUCUACUCUCCUCGACCAGUGUUCUUUGAUAUCUCCGUGACACAGGAACACUCCGGGGGCAACUGGUACCUCAGGGUGGGGUACCAUAGGAGCAAAGUCAAGUGCUCUAAUUACUGUUUUGGUAAGAUCGAACCCGGAUAUGGUAAAUGGCGACCUUACACAGAUCCGCAUCAUUUGGGUGUGUUCCUGAACUGCGAAGACCGGACAUUGAUGGUGUUUGAACCCGCAGAGAAUCAGUUAGUGUUCACCGUCGGUGAUAUUGACGUAUCCGAAGCACUUUUACCCGUCGUGAGAUUCGGAUACGUAAAGUGUGCUUACGUGGAGCUGAUAACUGGUGAUCGUGCUACCCUGCCACAAGUUCUGUGUGAAAUAAUGAACGCCACCAGUGAUUCGUGUCCUUGUUAACAAUGUACUUGGACCAAUAAUAGAUGUCAGAUUUACUUCUUUACUAUUAUUGUUAUUAUUAUUGAACCGACUAUGGGUAGAAAACGGUUUGUGAACAACUGAAUUAAGCUCUUAAUAAACCACCGUU